Messenger RNA from Acanthopagrus latus (yellowfin seabream), 949 nucleotides. Its product is annotated as beta-galactoside-binding lectin-like. The transcript is spliced from 4 exons. Gene Ontology annotation, molecular function: laminin binding; carbohydrate binding; galactoside binding. Lineage: Eukaryota; Metazoa; Chordata; Actinopteri; Spariformes; Sparidae. The record is from RefSeq and is a predicted model, not a curated record. The coding region runs from base 83 to 490 and encodes 135 amino acids.
UAUUCUUGGGGUACAGUGAGGCUGGGCCUUGCAGCCCUCUCACUUCUUCUCAACCAAUACUUGACUGACCACAUCUGCAAAAAUGAUGCAAGGUAUGAUCAUAAAGAACAUGUCCUUCAAGGUUGGGCAGACCCUGACCAUUGUCGGAGUCGCCAAGCCUGAUGCUACAAAUUUUGCAGUGAACAUUGGCCCGGACGAUCAGGACAUCACCAUGCAUUUCAACGCUCGCUUCAACGCCCACGGAGACGAGAAUGCAGUGGUCUGCAACUCUUACCAGGGGGGAAGCUGGUGUGAGGAGGUCCGCGAUGGAGGCUUUCCCUUUGUACAGGGGGAGGAGUUCAAGCUCGUCAUUGAAUUCACCCCCACAGAGUUCCUGGUGAACCUAACGGACGGCUCGAUAGUCCACUUCCCCAACCGCAUGGGCGCGGAGAAGUACUCCGUCAUCAGCGUCGACGGGGAGGCCCGCAUCAGAAGUGUUGAGAUCAAGUAAACCCCCCCCCCACCACCCACCUCCUCCAAGACGGAAUCCAGUGUCUGUUUUUCUUGACUAGCAUAAGGUCCCAUGUAGCCACGGCUUUCUGGAGUGCAUCUGGUAUUAGUAGUGCCUUACAUGCAUAUCUCACAAUGUACUAUGCGAGACAUUAGCUUCAUGAGCAGAUGCAGAUGCAAGCAGCCUUAGACAGAGAGAUAGACAACACUCUGCACAGCUAAUGGCUAAACAGCGAACCAAAAUAUAAAGUAGUCCGUGUUACCUGGCGGCUAUUUGCUUUAUAGUCUGUGUUUAGUUGAAAAAGUGUUUUAUUUAAUGGGAUUGUUGGUUCUUUAAGGUGCCUUGAUAAGCUGCACGCUCUUUAGUUUUUCCCCUUGAAACAUUCCACCUUUAUAACUGAGUAUGAUGCUUGCCUUUACAACAUGUCCUAUUAAAGAAUGUCCUUUUAUGAUAAACGUG